ACACCACGCGACAAGAGUAGAUACAAGAUGGCGACCGUUUUAGUACCAGAGGAAUAAGUGCCGUGAAGGAUAGAUAAAGCCAUGCCGUGGGACCGCCCAGUUUCUGAGCUCGCAAUGGUGAUCUGAAGCCCCAGUGUGGACGUGUCACAUCCACACUCGCCUACCCACAGACACACACACGGACUGAGCCCCCCAGCAAGUGUGUGCGAUGGACAGGUGUAAGCACGUGGGGCGGCUCAGGCUGGCCCCAGACCACUCCAUCCUCAACCCCCAGAAGUGGCACUGCGUGGACUGCAACACCACAGAGUCGGUGUGGGCCUGCCUGGGCUGCGCCCACGUUGCGUGCGGCCGCUACAUCGAGGAGCACGCCCUGCAGCACUUCCUGCAGCAUCGCCACCCGUUGGCCAUAGAGGUCAACGAGCUCUAUGUCUUCUGCUACCUAUGUGACGACUACGUGCUCAACGACAACGCGACGGGAGACCUCAAGCUGCUGCGCUCCACGCUCAGCGCCAUCCAGAGCCAGCGCUACGAGGUCACCACCCGCUCAGGACGCACUUUGAGAUCGGCUAGCGCUCCGCCCGACGCCCCCCAGCCCUGCGGCUCCAGCGAACUGCAGCUGAGGGACGAGGACCGCAUGUUCACGGCGCUCUGGCACCGCCGCCGGGCACUGAUGGGUCGAGUGUUCCACACCUGGUUCAGCCUAACGGAAGGGGGGAAGAGGAGGGAGGAGGAGGAGAGGCAGAGAGAGGAGGAGGAGAGGCAGAGGGAGGAGGAGGAGAGGCAUAGAGAGGAGGAGGAGAGGAGGAGGAAGGAGUUGAGGGAGAGGAGGAAGACGUUGAAGAGGCAGCUACAGGAAGCGUUGGAGAGCGCUCCACCCAGGAAGAGUCACCGCCUGAGGAGAGCCAGCCAGAGAGCUGCUGCCGCCGCUGCUGUCACCCCCUGCCCCACACGAACACGCACCACUUACACACCCCAGACCCCCCUCGCCCCCCAACCAAGAACCCAGAGCCCCGCCACUCACACCCCCAAGAGAAUGGGCCGCCCCCCUAAAACCUCCGCGCCCAAACCCUCUCGCUACUCAACCCCCUCUUCUUCCACCAAAGGCAAACCCAGAGCCUCCUCUGCCCAAGCCCGGACUGCCCCCUCUCCGGCCCCCCGCCGUGCCCCCUCCAAACAGGGCGACUCGCCCCUCAAACGGCGGCCCACUGUCACUCCGGGUGUCACGGGUCUGCGUAACCUAGGCAACACGUGCUACAUGAACUCCAUCCUACAGGUGCUGAGCCACCUUCACAUCUUCAGGGAGUGUUUCCUCCGGCUGGACCUGACGCAGGCCCUGGAGCUGCUGGCCUCGGCUGUUCACGGCCAGCUGGUGGUUCCCAGCCCCGGGGGCCCUGUGUCGUCCUCCCCGCUGGCCCAGAGGAGAGGCCCCCAGGUGGGUGCUGGGCUAAGCGGGGGGGCCUCCAGGGCCCGGAGCAUGGAGCUGAUUCAGCCCAAGGAGCCCAGCUCCAAGCACAUCUCCCUGUGCCAUGAGCUGCACACACUCUUCCAGGUGAUGUGGUCGGGCAAGUGGGCGCUGGUGUCGCCCUUCGCCAUGCUGCACUCGGUGUGGCAGCUGAUCCCAGCCUUCCGGGGCUACGCCCAGCAGGAUGCCCAGGAGUUCCUGUGUGAGCUACUUGACAAGGUGCAGCACGAGCUGGAGAGCACAGGGACUCGCACGCCGCACGCUGGUGUGUCAACCGGACAGAGACAUCUCAUCAAGCAGGUGCUCAGCAUAGUCAACACCAUCUUCCACGGUCAGCUCCUCAGCCAGGUGACGUGUCUAGCAUGUGACCACCGCUCCAACACGGUGGAACCUUUCUGGGACCUAUCGCUGGAGUUCCCCGAGCGUUACCACAGCAACAGCCGGGAGAGCGCAGCGCAGGUCUCGUGCCAGCUGACGGAGAUGCUGGCCAAGUUCACGGAGACCGAAGCCCUGGAGGGCAACAUCUACGCCUGCGACCAGUGCAACAGUAAGCGGCGGAGGUUCUCCUCCAAGCCUGUCAUCCUGACUGAAGCUCAGAAACAGCUGAUGGUUCACAAACUGCCUCAGGUCCUGCGCCUGCACCUCAAACGCUUCAGGUGGUCUGGGAGAAACCACAGGGAGAAGAUCGGGGUCCACGUCAGCUUUGACCAGCUCCUCAACAUGGAGCCAUACUGCUGCAGAGACCCCUCCCCCAAGGGCUCGCCAUGCUCCAGUCCCGCCCCUGCCGGCUCCCCGAGCCCCAAACACUUCCUGUAUGAACUGUCCGCUGUGGUGAUGCAUCAUGGGAAGGGCUUCGGCUCUGGCCACUACACUGCCUACUGCUACAACAAAGAAGGAAGGUUCUGGGUCCACUGUAAUGACUCUAAGCUGAACGUGUGUUCUGUGGAGGAGGUAUGUGGUGCCCAGGCCUACAUACUCUUCUACACGCAGCGCUUCACUCAGGACCAGGACCCACUGAGCCCCGCCCCAAACCCUCCUCCUUUGUACCUCAGCAGUCCAGUGACAUGACAUCAUUACAUUACCACCACCACCAAAACAUCUCAACCCCCCCUCUCUCACGCUCUUUCUUUGUGUUCAUUUUAUCUCCUCUGGGGGGAGGAAUGAUAAUUUUAUCAUUUAUUUUUCUAAAAGACACAAAGGACAUAGUCUCAAAGGACAUUUCUUUUUGUCUUUGUGAAUUUCUUGUACAUGUUGUUUUAUAUGCGUUUUAAAAGAAAAGGAAAACGUGUUUGAUAGUGUACAGGUUUAUUUUAUCAAGAGUAUCAGCCAAGUUGUGCGUUGUAUUAUAGACACGCCUUUACAGGAGUAGAGACAGACUUUGGCCAGGUGUGACUGUGUAAUCUAGUUCAGAUUUAUUCAGGUGUCAACCUUCUGCUCUUCUGUGCUCUGUUUUUAUUUUUCUCAAAUGAUUUGAAUCAACUAAAAUGUUUCUCACAGCCACUUUAGACAGUUGACUAAGGGAUGUCAGUCAGUCAAAUUCUCAACUGGAAUGUAGACUGAAACAGAUAAUUCCCUCCAUAAAUAGUCUUUUUAGAGUUUAACCCCUUUAGUUUCGCCAGAGACGUAAGGGGAAGCGAGACACCUCCCUCGCUCCUAUCUUCUGGUUCAUCUUAAUUUAUCCACCAUCUUUGGUAUCGCUCUCUGUAGUAAGUCCGGUCGGUCAGGAAAUGGUUCAUAAUUGACUACUGACCUCACGCCAAAGCACGAGGGAAACGUUUAAAAAGUAUCUCAGCUUCUCCAAAAACAAUUACAGAACAUUUGCAAGAUAUAUUCUUUGACUGGUUUUGGAAAAUCUAUUUUAUAACCAGUUUCCAAAGGGAUGUUUGUUUUUAGCUGAAUAAUGCCCUCUGUUCAGAAUGUGGUGCUGGUGUUUUUAGGCUUGUUGCCGCCUAACUUUUGGUUGGCAUCCCUACAGCAGAUGCGGCUGCCACAGUCAUAAUUGUCAUAGAAAAGUGCCCUUCGUUAUCAGAACAUAUCUAUUUUUGUAGUUCCUUUGCCAGAAGUGUAUUUGGUAUCAGUUCUUUGUAGCAGAGACUGUGAAAUGCAGUCCUACCCAGGCCAGCAUUUAGAAUGUAUUUUUGUAUACUUGAACAUCGAGGAUGUUUCACAAAAGUUGUUUAAAAAAAAAAAAAAAAAAAAAAAAAAACAGGGCCACUGACUGUUCGAUUUUUAUAGUUUUGUAAUUGAUUCCUUCCCCCUCUAGUUGUUUGGAAUCACCAGCAGGUCUGACCCGUCUCUCCUGUGUGUGUGUGUGUGUGUGUGUAUACCAGCAUGUGUUCACACAAUAUAGUUGGCUCUGUAUAAUGUAAGUAUAAAAUAGCCAGACUGAUGCAAGUAGAUCCUUGCUGUGUGUUUGUGAGAGAUCUCCAUGCUGGUACUAGCUUAACUGCUCUCAACCUAAAUGCUGUUCAUCUCUAGAUUCACCUUUUGGGGAGAAUUCAAAGCACAUUUCCACCCGAUAUGUUUGUUGGCAUUGUGCUCAUACUGCCUCGGGUGUGUAUACAUUUAUGGAAGUGAUACUAUGCAAAUUCUUACCUCAAUUUUUAGAGAAUUACCUCAUGAGAAUAUAUUUUCAUUUUUCUAAGAAAA
This is a messenger RNA of Salvelinus namaycush (lake trout), 4111 nucleotides long. RefSeq names its product ubiquitin carboxyl-terminal hydrolase 44-like. Gene Ontology annotation, molecular function: zinc ion binding; cysteine-type deubiquitinase activity. Gene Ontology annotation, cellular component: cytoplasm. Gene Ontology annotation, biological process: protein deubiquitination. NCBI's taxonomy places the organism in Eukaryota, Metazoa, Chordata, Actinopteri, Salmoniformes, Salmonidae. The coding region runs from base 209 to 2530 and encodes 773 amino acids. The transcript has 6 exons. The record is from RefSeq and is a predicted model, not a curated record.